CUCAAGAGUGCCCUGGGUGUGUCCGUCGCGAACGGGGCCACUGCCAGGCUGGCAUGACGAGCGACGGUGUGAUGUAAUCCCGGGCUCAUAACUUGGGGAUCGAUAUGUGGGAGGCGUGUAGAUGGUGUCUGGUAUGUUUUGUAGAUUUCUGGAGCACUGGACGCAGCGUCUCGCGGGCUGGUGGCGGGUUCCCAACCCUUGGCAUUGGCAUUGGAUUGCUGCUGCUGCACGCUCCUUGAGCGGGAGAUGCAAGCAUGAGGAUGCUGUGGAAGCACGUCGGCGGGAGGAAGAUUGAGCGGUUCCAGGCUCGACUGGCCGUGUUGCGUCUUGUUGCAGAAGUGCGCGCGACAAGCGGAGACUUGGGCUUGUGUGUGAAGCUCGAUGUGAAGCUCGAGAUGCUCUGGGCGGUGGUUAGCAGCCUUGAGGAGGGUGGUUUUUUGCAUCGCUGUGCGGAUUGUUGUUUGUGUGAACGCGGCGCGGUCAGACGGACGCGUGGGAGGACUGUGGAUGGAUGUGCGAGAUGAAGGAAGAACUGCUCGAGAUGCA
Microdochium trichocladiopsis is the source of this 546-nucleotide messenger RNA. RefSeq lists its product as uncharacterized. The transcript is spliced from 2 exons. The coding region runs from base 255 to 524 and encodes 89 amino acids. Lineage: Eukaryota; Fungi; Ascomycota; Sordariomycetes; Xylariales; Microdochiaceae. The record is from RefSeq and is a predicted model, not a curated record.